Messenger RNA from Cucurbita moschata (crookneck pumpkin), 918 nucleotides. RefSeq names its product universal stress protein PHOS32-like. Lineage: Eukaryota; Viridiplantae; Streptophyta; Magnoliopsida; Cucurbitales; Cucurbitaceae. The coding region runs from base 194 to 688 and encodes 164 amino acids. The transcript has 4 exons. The record is from RefSeq and is a predicted model, not a curated record.
UACCUUCAGCCGCCUUCUCGAAUUUCAGUCGGACACGGCAUCCGUCUGCGCCAAAUUCGUGUUUGCAUUCAAUAAUUGUUUUCUUCGUGGAGUCUCUGCCAUUGAAGUUGCGCCCCUUCUUCCAAAUUCCUCUGAUCAAAAGCUUCCCAACAAUCAUUCCACGAUCUCUGCAGAAGUGAAACGCAAAGAGAAAAUGGACGGUGAACGGAGAAUCGGAGUUGCAGUGGAUUUCUCACUCUGCAGCAAAAAAGCACUCAAAUGGACUAUCGAUAAUGUUAUCCGUAAAGGUGAUUACCUAAUUCUCAUCACUGUUCGUCCUGAAGGCGAUUAUGAAGACGGCGAGAUGCAGCUCUGGCAAACUACCGGAUCUCCGCUUAUUCCUCUGUCUGAGUUCUCCGAUCCUCACACCAUGAAGAAGUACGGGAUUAAGCCGGAUGCUGAAACUCUGGACAUCGUGACGACGGCGGCCGCCCAGAAGGAGAUCACUGUAUUGCUUAAGGUUUAUUGGGGAGAUGCUGGAGAGAAGAUUUGUGAAGCAAUUGAUCAGGUUCCUAUCAGCUGUCUCGUCAUUGGGAACAGAGGUCUUGGCAUGCUUAAGAGGGCAAUAUUGGGGAGUGUAAGCAACUAUGUGGUGAACAAUAGCUCCUGUCCAGUCACUGUGGUGAAGAAAGGAGAUCAUGACCACUGAUCAUCAUCAUCAUCCCACCACAAAGCACUCUUAAAUCCACAUUUUCUCAUUCGAAUUCUCUUAUUCUAAGAUAGUGAUUAUGUUUUGUGAAUUGUUAAUGCAUAUGUUGAUGGAUGGCUUGGCCUUCGUUGCUGUGUUCUUCAAAUGUUUGGAUAUUAUUUAAACAUUGGAUUGCUUUUUUACUUGUUGAAUUAUAAGACAUUUAAAUUUACCUUAAAAAUAUUCACACA